AUGCCUUCGCGAAAACCCAGCAAGUUCGGGAACAAAUUCCGAGGUGCUGCUGCAUCCUCUGGUCCUCAACGAACAAAAACGGUCGAAUUCGGUUCCCUGCGCAUUAGCGAAGCAACAUCCCAAGAUGAGAAAUUCGAGGCCAUCCGACUGGCUAGCAGUAUCGAUGAACAACUUGGUUUCCCGCGCUUCGAGUCUGGCGAGACAAGGGCAGGCUGGCUUGUCAAUAUGCACAGUACGACCAUAGAGGAUUCAAACGUGCAAGGAGGUCGUGCCGGUGUCGACUUUUAUUUUCUUCAAGACGACGGAAACAAUUUCAAGGCGACGGUCGAAUACGAGCCUUACUUCCUGAUUUCCGUGAAAAAGGGCCAUGAGAUGGAAGUUGAGGAAUGGUCCAAGAGAUCAUUCGAGGGCUUGAUCAAGAGCUUCAAGCGGCUUGACAAAGAAGAUCUGAAUCUGCCGAACCAUCUCCUUGGACACCGGAGAACCUUCAUCAGGUUGAAUUUUGCCAAUGUGAGCAACCUGCUUGAAGUCCGGCGCACUCUUCUUCCUCUGGCAGAGAAGAACAAGAAGAACGCGGGUGUAAUGGACGCAUACGUCGAAAUGUCCAGUGCAACCACCGGCUUCGAUCUUUUUGAUGACGAAAUAAUUAAUGAGCAACGACCUAAUGCAAACACGCAAGCGAGUGAUUUUAUUGUUGAUAUCCGAGAAUAUGAUGUUCCGUAUCAUGUUCGGGUGUGCAUUGACAAGGAUAUUCGAAUCGGAAAGUGGUAUAAUGUGCAGGCAAAGCACGGCGAGAUCUCUUUAUCAUGCAUAGAAGAACGACUUCAGCGUGCCGAUCCUGUGGUACUUGCCUUUGAUAUCGAGACCACAAAACUGCCCCUCAAGUUCCCCGAUGCCGUGAUCGACCAGGUCAUGAUGAUUUCCUACAUGAUCGACGGCCAAGGAUUCUUGAUCACUAAUCGAGAAAUUGUUUCCGAGGACAUCAACGACUUCGAAUACACACCAAAGCCUGAAUACAAUGGACCUUUCAUCAUUUUCAACGAGCCCAACGAGCGGGGCGUAUUGGAGCGUUUUUUCGAGCACAUCAAGAUCGCAAAACCCACUGUCAUUGCUACAUAUAACGGUGACUUUUUCGAUUGGCCGUUCGUGGAAGCCAGAGCGAGCGUCAAUGGAAUUGACAUGUACUCAGAGAUCGGCUUCAGAAAGAACAGCGAAGACAUCUAUCAGGCCGAUUACUGUGUACACAUGGAUUGUUUUGCCUGGGUCAACCGUGAUAGUUAUCUGCCCCAAGGAAGUCGUGGUUUGAAAGCAGUGACUGUCGCCAAGCUCGGCUACGACCCCGAUGAACUUGACCCGGAACUGAUGACUCCAUAUGCGAGUGAACGACCCCAAACUCUCGCCGAGUACUCAGUCUCCGAUGCUGUCGCAACCUACUACCUAUACAUGAAAUAUGUACACCCUUUCAUCUUCUCCCUGUGUACCAUCAUUCCUUUGAAUGCCGAUGAAACACUGCGAAAAGGCACUGGAACCCUCUGCGAGAUGCUACUCAUGGUCCAAGCCUACCAACACGAAAUUGUUCUUCCCAACAAGCACAAGGAUCCACCGGAAGCCUUCUAUGACGGCCAUUUGCUUGAGUCUGAAACCUAUGUUGGUGGUCACGUCGAGAGUAUUGAGGCUGGUGUUUUCCGAAGUGACAUCCCGGUCACCUUCAAUGUCGACCCCAAGGCCAUGGAAGAGCUUAUCCGAGACCUAGACCAUGCCCUCAGGUUCAGUAUUGAGGUUGAAGAGAAGAAGUCCAUGGACGACGUGACAAACUUUGAAGAAGUCAAGGCUCAAAUCACAGAACGUUUACUUGACCUGCAGAACAGUCCUGUUCGAAAUGAGGUGCCUUUCAUCUACCACUUGGACGUCGCCUCUAUGUACCCCAACAUCAUGAUCACCAAUCGAUUGCAGCCUGAUUCAUUGAUCAAAGAGUCAGACUGUGCCGCCUGCGAUUUUAACCGUCCCGGAAAGACCUGUGACAGACGAAUGCCGUGGGCAUGGCGUGGUGAAUUCUUGCCUGCGAAGCGCGACGAAUACAACAUGAUUAGACGUGCUACUGCGAAUGAACGAUUCCCUGGUAAAUACAAGAAUUCCCCAAUGAGGUCAUUCAGCGAUCUCAGCAUCGAGGAACAAGCCGGUGUGAUCAAGAAGCGACUCCAGGAUUACAGCAAAAAGAUCUAUCACAAAAUCCACGACAGCAAGACCAUGGAACGAGAGGCCAUCAUCUGCCAGAGAGAAAAUCCCUUCUACGUCGAUACAGUGCGCGACUUCCGUGAUCGGCGAUAUGAUUUCAAAGGCAAGCAGAAGGUCUGGAAGAACAAGACUGACGCUUUGCAAUCGUCCGGCGCUUCUGCAGCUGAAAUUGACGAGGCCAAGAAAAUGAUUGUUUUGUACGAUUCUCUCCAACUUGCACACAAGGUUAUUUUGAACAGUUUCUACGGCUAUGUCAUGCGAAAGGGUUCGCGAUGGUAUUCCAUGGAAAUGGCUGGAGUCACCUGUUUGACGGGUGCCCAUAUCAUUCAAAUGGCACGCGAGCUUGUUGAGCGCAUCGGCCGACCUCUAGAGCUUGAUACCGAUGGUAUUUGGUGUAUGCUCCCAGGUACCUUCCCCGAAAACUUCACCUUCACAUUGAAAAAUGGGAAGAAAUUGGGCAUUUCGUACCCUUGUGUCAUGCUUAAUCACCUUGUUCAUGCUCGUUAUACAAAUCACCAGUACCAGGCUCUCACCGACCCAUCGACCUUUAAAUAUGAGACUCACAGUGAGAAUUCCAUUUUCUUCGAAGUCGACGGACCCUACCGAGCUAUGAUCCUGCCAACCUCAAAAGAAGAAGACAAGAAUUUGAAGAAGAGAUACGCCGUGUUCAAUCACGAUGGAUCCCUAGCGGAACUCAAGGGAUUCGAAGUCAAGCGAAGGGGAGAGUUGAAGCUCAUCAAAAUUUUCCAAACCCAGAUUUUCAAAUUCUUCUUGGAUGGGACGAAUCUUGCCGAAACGUAUGCCGCCGUGGCUCGAGUUGCUGAUCGAUGGUUGGAUGUCCUCUACGAACAUGGAGCAACAUUAGCCGACGAGGAGCUAAUUGAUCUCAUCUCGGAGAACCGUAGUAUGUCCAAGACUUUGGAGGAAUAUGGAAAUCAAAAGUCGACAUCCAUCACCACCGCAAAACGCCUCGCAGAGUUUUUGGGUGAGCAGAUGGUUAAAGAUAAGGGACUCAACUGCAAGUACAUUAUCUCAUCAAGGCCCAGGAACACCCCUGUCACUGAACGAGCCAUUCCUGUGACAAUUUUCUCCGCCGAGGAGAGUGUCAAACGCUUCUUCCUGCGAAAAUGGCUAAAGGAAGAUCCAGGUGAUAUGGAUCCUCGGACCGUUAUUGACUGGGAUUACUACCUUGAGCGUUUGGGCUCCGUGGUCCAGAAGCUCAUUACCAUCCCUGCUGCACUUCAGAAGAUUCGGAAUCCUGUCCCACGCGUUGCUCACCCCGACUGGCUGCAGCGACGGAUCAAUCAAAAGGACGACAAAUUCAAGCAGAAGAAGAUGACUGACAUGUUUGGCAAGUCCGAGAAAGCUCCGCUUUCUUCCAUCUCCGCCAACAUUCUGGAACACCGCGUUCAACAUGCUGGUGAUAUGGAGGAAGUCAUUGCAAGCGCUACACAGAAGAACAAGUCUCCUCAAAGCAAGAUUGCUCAGAAGAGGAGGCACCCAGAGAGCGCUCCCAAAACAUCUCUGGAUCCUUUUGCUACUCUGCCGACAGUCAUGCCAUCCAUGUCAGAUGAUUAUGAAGGGUUCCUCAAGUACCAGAAGCAAAAAUGGAAGAUCCAGAAGCAAGCACGAAUUCGUCGUCGCCAAUUGUUUGGUGAGCGGACCAACGUUGCCACUGAUUCCCUGAGCAACUUCUUCCGCAAUCAGGCCCAAAUGCUAUAUAUCAGUACAUGGCAGGUGCUGCAGCUCUGUGAAACCGGCCGGCCAGGUAUUGUGCGGGCCUUUGUGUUGAUCGAUCAAAAGAUCCACGCACUCAAUGUCAAAGUUCCGCGGCAAUUCUUCGUUAAUUUGAAGCGAGACACUCUGCCUGACAUUGAUGUGCCAGAGUGUGAGGUUGAAAAGGUCAAUCAUACCCUUCCUAAUGGCCAUCCUUCGGUCCACCUCUUCCGUGUGUCGUUGAGCGAAGACAAGUUCCUCGAAGAGGCUGACAAGAUGGAUGCUUUGUUCCAACAUCCCAGUAUCGAGGGCGUCUAUGAGCGAAAUAUUACACCGAGCAUCCGCGCAGUACUGAAGCUUGGAAGCCACUGUACUUUUGAUGAAGAGCAGCGUGGCGUGCUUGGUGAUGGUCUGGAUAAAGGCUUCGAUCUCUCUACUUUGCUUCAUGCCACAUCCGACGAGCCUUAUUUGAUGAAUUCGUCCUUGGCAUACCAUUACCUGUACCAUGUUGCCUCCGGAGAUCGACAAGUCUUUGCCUUGUUCUCAACGACCAAAAAGGAAGCCAAUAUUGUUAUUUUGAACAGAACCAGGGAUGCCCAAGGCCUGCCGAAUGUCGACAAAAUUUACACUGAGCUGCUUUCUCGCAAGCUGCAAGACACUGCUGAUGAUGCAGCACCGAACGCGUUUGAGUACCAAGAAAAGAUUCGUUUUAAGACAACCCAAGUGAUGACUCGACGCAAGGCUCACCUCGAGAUUGGUGAUUUGGUGAGAAAACUUCGCAGUGAGGAGACCCAGCCAGCUGUUUUGGUUAUUCAAUCCCAGCAAAAGGACCGGAUAUGCCACGAGAUUCCAAUCUUGAAGGAAUAUCCCACCCUGUCUGUGAAGCCCGAAGUCUCGGACAUGGAUCUUCCACCGCUUGGCUGGCAAAGUUUCAUCGCGAGACGCCUGGUCACCCACUAUCUGUAUCUUGCAGCCUGGAUCCAGCACCUGACCCUGCUUGCUCGUUAUGGAGAUGUGCCGCUUUGCAACUUGGAGACAGACGAUCCUCGCUAUCUGAUUGAUAUUUCGUAUGCUAGACGACUUCAGAAGAGCAAUGUAGUUCUCUGGUGGUCUACGGCGCCACGACCAGAUCAUGCUGGUUAUGAAAGAGAUGAUAUCGUGGAUUCCUUGGACAAGGUCAAUAUGCCCGCAGUGAAUUCGCCAAGCUCCUAUUCAACAGUAUGCAUCGAGCUGGAUGUCCGCAACCUUGCCAUCAAUACUAUUCUCACAUCCUCCAUUGUCAACGACAUGGAUGGAAAUGACGCUCUUUUGGCGCCUUCCGGUGGCACAGAAGAUACAGGGGUUCUGUACUCCGAGAAAGCAUUCGCAUCUGCUGGGGCGGUCGUUCUGCGAGAGAUGGUCAAAAACUGGUGGACAGAGGCAUGCGCUGGAAAUAGUAUGGCUGAUAUCAUGGUCCAGCAUUUGAUCCGAUGGGUGGAAAGCCCCGUUUCGUGUCUCUAUGAUCGAUCCUUGCAUAACUACGUGCGACUGCUCUCCCGCAAAUCUUUCCAAAGGUUGAUGGCUGAGUUCCGACGAGUUGGCUCAAAUGUAAUCUUUGCCAGCCCAACUCGUCUACUGCUUCAAACUACCAAGACCGAGGUCGGCAAUGCCUACGCUUACAGCCAGUAUGUGCUGAAGUCAAUCCGAGCCAACCCCCAAUUUCACUUUGUCGAUCUUGAGAUCAAGGAAUACUGGGACUAUCUCGUCUGGUACGAUGAGUACAAUUACGGCGGCAAGGGCUGCCGGGAAGUAGUUGAAGCCGACAAGCAGGACCUCGAGACCGUCAUGCACUGGCAACUCAGCCGAUUCUUGCCGACGCCCAUGCAGACCAUCUUCCACGAUUGGGUUGUCGAGUACAUCGAAUUAAUGCACAGUGCGAAGCGACCAGAUCAGCAAGAUGCCGAAAUCUCUUCUACACCCCGUUUGACCCAAAUUCCUAUUGGGCAGUCCAGUCAAGGGGAUAACCAAGAGCUCACAGCCGUACUCGCGGAUCGAUUCUCGAAGCCUCUGAAAAAGCAGAUCUCAGGUCUCAUUCGCCGGCAGCGCGAUGAGAUGCUCCAUCCCGAGCUCGCAUCCGACUAUGCCUUCCCAGUUCUUCCUGGUGUCCUAGUGGAUCCCCACGGAGACAAGCGCAACCCGGCACUGGAGCUGGUGAAAUUGCUGAUGCAGGUUUUGAGUCUGUCCAAAACAACCACCCUAGAAUCAAGACUUCUACGCCGGGAACUACUGGCCCUGUUUGAAGUGCGCGAAUUCAGCAAGGAAGGCCGCUUCGAGAACCCUAGCGCUAGUCUGAAACUGCCCGAGCUUACCUGCAACGCCUGCUGUCUCAUCCGCGACCUGGACCUAUGCCGUGAUGAAGAUGUACUCCCAGACCCGGGCGAUACCAGUAAGACGCCUAAGCCAUGGCGCUGCCCCUUCUGUCAGACCGAGUAUGACCGGUUGGCGCAAGAGGAAAUCCUCAUUGGCCAGGUGCACGGUCUUGUUGUUGAGUGGCAGACGCAAGACCUCAAGUGUUCCAAAUGCAGCGGUCUUAAAAUCAGCGAGUUCAUGGAACACUGCUCUUGCAGUGGCGCCUGGGCUCCCACUGUGGACUUGAAGGAAACGGAGAAGAAAUUGCGCGUGUUACAGAGCGCUGCCAAGUUCCAUAGCCUGCAACUGCUGGAGGGCGUGGUGGAAAAUGUGCUCGCACAGAUGUAG
This is a messenger RNA of Penicillium maclennaniae, 6687 nucleotides long. Its product is annotated as DNA polymerase epsilon catalytic subunit POL2. Lineage: Eukaryota; Fungi; Ascomycota; Eurotiomycetes; Eurotiales; Aspergillaceae. Gene Ontology annotation, biological process: nucleotide-excision repair, DNA gap filling; base-excision repair, gap-filling; leading strand elongation. Gene Ontology annotation, molecular function: DNA-directed DNA polymerase activity; zinc ion binding; single-stranded DNA 3'-5' DNA exonuclease activity. Gene Ontology annotation, cellular component: nucleus; epsilon DNA polymerase complex. Bases 1 to 6687 code for a protein of 2228 amino acids. The transcript is spliced from 3 exons. The record is from RefSeq and is a predicted model, not a curated record.